This is a messenger RNA of Struthio camelus australis, 6079 nucleotides long. RefSeq names its product MGAT4 family member C (gene MGAT4C). The record is from RefSeq and is a predicted model, not a curated record. Lineage: Eukaryota; Metazoa; Chordata; Aves; Struthioniformes; Struthionidae. Gene Ontology annotation, molecular function: acetylglucosaminyltransferase activity. Gene Ontology annotation, biological process: protein N-linked glycosylation.
GGGAGCAGAGACAAUUUUAACUUAGCCAUCCCUAAUUUAUCUCAAGCUUUUUCAAUUCAUCUUCACUGCUCUGUGCACGCUGGAACACCAGAUUGCCAACCCCUGGGAACAGAAUGCAACCAGGGAUCUAGAGAGCUGUCACAUCCUGAGAAAUAUUUAAAUUGUGCUGAUUUUCUUCUGGAGUGCUGAGCAGAGGGAAUGAAACUCUCCAUCAAGUCAUAGCUUUGCGGGCAAUAGAUCAGAGGAUACUGCCAGUUUUUCUAAUGGAUUAUUGUUAUCGGGCAGGUUCUUCCUGAAGACUUUAUUUAGUGAAGCAGCUGUAGCUUGUGUUUCAUUGUGCAGCCUUGACACAGUAAUUCUUCUGACGACUGUUAGAUUCAUCAAGGUUAAAAGGGAUUUAUAUUGUGCAUUUGCUAAUCAGAUGCUGACCUAUGCUUUGAUGUGAUAACACUGCUACUGGACAGUGUGAAAGGUGACACUGCUGUAUGCCCUUCUUCACAUGAGACACCACUUGAAAUAUUUUGAUAAAAUGAGAUGCUUGCGGAAACGAUCGGCAGUAUCAUUCUUAGGAGUCCUUGUCAUUUGCUUGCUGUUCAUGAACUUAUAUAUUGAAGAUGGUUAUGUUUUGGAAGGGGACAAGCAAUUAAUCAGAGAAACAGCCACGCACCAGCUUAACCCAGAGCGCUAUGUUCACACUUUUAAAGAUUUGUCCAAUUUCUCAGGAUCUAUAAACAUUUCCUAUCGCUACCUAGCUGGCACGCCUUUGCCAAGGAAAAGGUAUCUUACAAUUGGGCUGUCCUCUGUGAAACGGAAAAAGGGAAAUUACUUGCUUGAGACUAUCAAGUCCAUAUUUGAGCAGUCAAGUUAUGAGGAACUUAAAGAAAUUGCAGUGGUAGUGCAGCUAGCGGAUUUUGAUUCAGCCUGGUGCGAAGGAAUGGUCCAGGAUAUUUCACAGAAAUUUGCUCAUCACAUAAUUGCGGGCAGAUUAAUAGUUAUUCACGUCCCUGAGGAGUACUAUCCAGUUCUGGAUGGCCUCAAGAGAAAUUACAAUGACCCAGAAGACCGGGUGAAGUUUCGAUCCAAACAAAAUGUAGAUUAUGCUUUCCUGCUUAACUUUUGUGCUAAUCUUUCUGACUAUUAUGUGAUGUUAGAAGACGAUGUUCGCUGCUCAAAGAACUUUUUGACUGCUGUUAAGAAAGUAAUUACCUCACGAGAAGGAUCCUAUUGGGUGACUUUGGAAUUCUCCAAAUUGGGGUAUAUUGGAAAGCUUUACCAUUCCCAUGACCUCCCACGCUUGGCCCAUUUUUUGUUGAUGUUUUACCAAGAAAUGCCUUGUGAUUGGCUCCUGAUCCACUUUCGUGGGCUGCUAGCUCAAAAGGAAGUGAUACGUUUUAAGCCAUCUCUGUUUCAGCACAUGGGGUACUACUCAUCUUACAAAGGAGCUGAAAACAAGCUAAAGGACGAUGAUUUUGAAGAGGAAUCAUUUGAUAUCCCUGAUAACCCACCUGCAAAUCUGCAAACCAACAUGAAUGUAUUUGAAAACUAUGAGGCAAGCAAGGCUUACAGCAGCAUUGAUGAGUACUUCUGGGGCAAAGCUCCUUCUACUGGAGACUUCUAUGGGAUUGUAUUUGAAAAGCCCAUUAAAAUCAGUAAAAUUAAAGUUGUCACUGGAACUGAAGACCGGCAAAAUGACAUUUUGCAUCAUGGGGCCUUGGAAGUGGGGGAAAAGAUUGUAGGGAGUAAAAAAGGGAGGCAAUGUACUACUUACCUGAGACUAGGGGAAUUCAGAAAUGGAAACUUUGAAAUAACAGAUGUAGAGCACAAAGUUCUGUUUGAUAUUAACUGCAUGAGAAUACUUGUUACCAAAAGUCAAAAAGAAUGGCUGAUCAUUAGGAGCAUUAGCAUUUGGACUUCUCAAACACCAAAUCAGUAAAGCAAAGCCACCUGAGGAGGUAUAGAAUGAGUAUGAUCACCCGGUUCCCAGUUGGUGCCAUUCCUCAGAAAAACUGACUGACUUCCAGGUCUUUACUGAGGACGCAGAAAUUCUGAGGAAAUCAUAAAACAAACAAAGCAAUUUAUUUUUUACUAGACUGGUCAGGCAAUAUACAAACACUCAUUUGUUGAAAAGUUUGAAUUUUAUAGGAAAUGCAAAGUUCUCAAACCUCUCUUGAGAUCUUGAACCCCUUUUUUAUUAUCAUUGCUCUUUUAGGGAGAUCUGCUGGACAAAACAAAACAAAAUAAAACAUCCUUAUCAUUACCAAAAGGUUUAAAGCUAUGACUGGUAUGUUGUGAAAAGAAAGUGGAUUCCAGCUUAUGCACACAUAAAUGUAAAACUUUAUGCAUUUGUACAGUGGUUGGUGAUGUGUUUCUCUUAAAGGCAGUUGUGAUAAGGAAGUUCAUCCUGAAACUGGCAGUUAUAUUCGGAACACUAUAAGAAAAUAGUGUGGCUAAUCAUUGCAUCUUCUUUUCAAAAGGGAAUGUAUGUAAAAUUAUAAAUCUGACAUGACAACUAUGUAAAAAAUAGAUAAUUGUAUCUAUUAUUCUGUCUCAACAAAUAUGCUUUACUUCUCUUCCUGAGUGUUUUCUCUGAAGUGAGGCACUACUUGGAUUCAGUGUUACUUAGGGGCCCAAUUUACUCUCCUUGUUCAGACAAAAUGCCUCAUAGUAAGCAAGCAUUCUGCUUGAAUAUGGAUGUCACUAUCAAAUCCAGGCAUGUCAAGGACAACACUGUUCUCUUAGAUGCACAUCUUAACAGAUCUCAGCUUCAACAUUUUCAGUUCUCCCAACAUAUACAGAACUCCCCGUGAGAAAUAGCCAAACAGCUGAAUACUUCAGCAUACUUUUCGGAGUACCAUUAUUCCUUCUGUAUUUUAUGUCCAAUCCAUAAAUGAUACAAGUGCAAAGUGUACCAGGUUAAGCAAUUGGAAAUGAAGGUAAUCAUCACUCUUUCCUGGCUGAUCUCUGGGCAACAGCGCUGUGAAAAAUCUUCCCCAUAGUAUGCAAAAUGUAAAAUCUUGAUUUAAUGAAAAUUCGAUGUUUCUGAAUUAGUUGUAAUUUCUUCCAUAGUUUUCUAGUUCUGAUCAUGUUAAUUUCAUAUUAACAUUUUUCCAUUUUUCCACUGCCUCUGGUUAUUUUCUGUAAGUUUAUUUUGCCUGGCUUGAGCCAAUAAGCUGAAAAGUUCCCUUAGUCCUAAUGAUUUCCGUGUCAGCUCUGAGCUUUUAGUGUAUCACAGAGGGAGGUUAUAUAGCUAUAUGAUUUAUAUUAUACACAUACAUUUGGGUUAGCAUAAUCUAUAACAUUUUUUUCUUUAAGAAAUCCUCCAGACUCUUUCAGUAGAUACUGCGAAAUCCAUAAGUGUCGUGUGACACAGAUGAACAUAUUACUGAUCUCAUGAAUACUGUGGUUAUCACCUAAUUGCAUGUAUGGGUUUUAGUUAAACCUGGAGGCAAGCAUUAAAUUUCAAGAAUGCCUGCACUGACCAAGAGUGAACUAAGUACUGUGCUCUGUACACCCAAACCUGAUGUGGCUAUUUCACAAGGGUAAAUUUUUCAAAAGUCUACACAAAACAGCAGUCUAAUUGCUUUUCCUGACUCAUAAAUCCUGCUAAAUUCAGAUCGAGGUUUGGCAAAUCCCGCUAUACAGAGGUAGCAUACAUUUUAAAAUAAAUCUUCUAGUAAAUGCUUCCACGAAAUUCAAAAAAGUAUCCUCUUCUGAAGGAAGAGUCUUUGUUUCUUUGUUCCUUAAUACCCCUCUUAAUCUCUAAUUUUGGUAAAGAUAAGAUAUCUUAAAAGGAAUGUAGAUGUUCAAGCUGAAAAGAAAUAUAUUGCUUUUUUAAUGAAAAGUAUAGGCUAAAAUGGCUAUAAAUACAUAUGAACGAUAUGCUCGUUAAGAGCAACCAGUUAGGUGAUAGUUAUUCAUUAGUCAACACUACUUUUUAAAUGAACUGCCAUUCUUUUUUUAUUUUUCCUUUGCUUGAUCAUUAACUGUUAGUGUGAAAGCAAAUAUAACUAAGAAUAUAGAAAUUACCUUUCUUUUUAUUCAAAAAAGCAGCGUUUCCAAACCUGUCUUCUGACUUGACAUGGAAGAUAUACACUAUCCCAAGGCUUAAAAUGUUCAUAUAAUCAAAACCAUACACAGCAUGAAUGGUUAGAACAAAUUAAGCGCUCUCAACAUAAGCCUGAAAUAAUUUAAAUGGUAUUUUUGAACUGUAAAUAAAAAAAAUCAGUUCAGCUGUGCAAAGACAUUUCUCACUAAUGAAAUAUGUUUUUGCUGUGUUUAUAGUAAACAAGCUAAUUUGCAAUUAUGUUCUACAUAACAGUCCUUCAGAAGGGAAAUUUCAGACUGGAAUCUAGACACUGGCAUUCAGACUUGCUGUUCGCAGCUGGGAGGAGCUCAAUGCGUCAGCUGAGCAGGGAGCUGCUUGGUGCAGCCCCUUGGACAUGUCGAGUCCCAGGACACAGGAGACUGAACUCCUGUGAUUAUGACCUAUAGUCCUCUGCUGAAUGCAGCAAGACUCAAAUUGCCUACAACCAAUUCCUCUCAGAGCUGAAUGCAACUGCUUUACCUUUGAAAACAGCAGUAGUAGGCAGUCCCAUCUGCUGUACCAGCUUAGAAGUGAAUGUUCUUGUAUGGUUUCAGGCUGUUUCCAGUCUGAGAGGGUCAAACUCACAAACGCCACGAGUAUGCCCUCAAAGUUAGCUUUUCAUGAGUGGAUGCCAGAAUGUGCUGGGAAUGAGAGACACUCGCUACUCAUGUUUUUGAAUUUGAGCUGGUUUGCAAAAAAAUUGUUAAAGAAAAAGAAGCCAGAAUGUGGUUCUGUAGUCUGGUAGUUUGAGUACUCACCCAACUGUUCAGAUUCCAGUUCCCACUCCACUGAAUAUAUAUUUUGUCCAAGUCAUCCUUAUGAAAAUGGAUGCCAAAUUUUGUAAAAUAGAAAAAAAAUAAUGCCAUAAGUUAAUGGUAACUGUUUUUCAGACAAAUUUCAGAAAAAGAUCAAAGAAGAUGAUAGCUUCUUACUAUGUGUUGGUAAAAGUGACCAUCCUUCAGAAUGGGGAAUAUUUAAUCAGAAGUGUCUAUGUUCACUGAUACUUCCCAAUACUUUUGGAGUUUCUUUUUUAAUAACACUACCGAUGAAGAAAAGACUGGCAGCAUCACAAAAAUCUACCUGUUCACUAGUGUACAGUUGUUUCUGUUUCUAUUAGUAUGUAUUUGUUGUGUUCAUUUGCGGAGUGAACGUGAAUAUUUUCAUACUGAAAUUCCAAUAUGGAACCAUUUAAAAGCAUUAUACUGUGGUCUGAACACUCAUGGAUCUAUUCUUUGCUGAAUAGGCGUAUAUAGUUCCUAUUGGCACUGUUUGGAAGUCCUUACUGUACAAUGUCCCUGGGCUUUUUUUCUUUUUUUUCUUUUAACUGAAAGCCAGUUUUUCUUCUAUCUUUCUUCAUAUAGUGUAAUCCCUUUGACUUUGAGACCUCUUGGGAAGUAAAAUAUUACUCACUGUGAGUUAAAAGAAGAAGAACUGAGCCCUUAAUUUAGUGCAGGAUACUUUACAAACCCAAAAGAUUGUAGCUGUCAGGCAACACAAUUUUAUCAUAUCUUCUUUGUACUAUAUUUACCAUGAUGAAGAGAAUUUGCUAAGGUGCUAUAUGAAUGUAUUGUGUUUACAUCAAUGUAUUCUAACAUGAUACUGUUUUACUAUCUGCUCAGUAUUUUCUUGUUAGGCAUUAAUGUUUUUGCUUUUUUUAAGAAAAAUUGGGAUCCUGUUCUUUAUUGAAUUAUUAAAAGAGAAAUAAACAGCAAAUUGUAACAAUUUAGAAAAUAUUUCAUCUUGGAAAACCAUGAAAGAAAACAAAACAUGGCAAGGAUCCUCCAAAUUGGAGAUGCAACUGGUUUUCAUUGUGAAGCAUUUCAGAGAUUCUGAUGGAAAUGAUAUUACUUACUGCUUUCAUCUCAGGUUAACGUUGCAGUUUUAUGUUAAGCAAUAAUUUGAUAAGUGUUAAAUUAUCAAUACUAAUACAGAUCAUGUAAUAUGAGCUGAAGAAAAGUGCUACAUCCUCAAAUGGCACAAUAUAACAGUUUCCAA